AUGAACCACUGGACAAUUUACACGAAGGAUCGAGACGAGUGGCGCAUGAACUACAACAACCAGACGCUCCAAAUCUACAAAGAAUCUGACCACCCGGCCAAGCGGAUGACUUACAGCGUUUCCGACGCGUGCUUUCAACGAUACAUCGACUACUUGAUGACCUCGCCUGUUUGCACAAUUGAUCUGGACGUUAAGCUGUGGGGGCCACUGUCGGAAUUCUGGCCCGUCGACGACAACGCACGCCCACGCAUUAAUGCUACCCCGCUGUUCCGGUCGUUCCGUGCGGUACGCUCGCUGAGCCUUUCCCUACCCAACCACACCACCCUCCGCACUUUCCAGGCCAACUCUCGAUGUGGUGCCGAUGUUCUCCUGAUUCAGGACGGGGUCGGAGACAUGAGUGACAUUGUGCGUUGUCGAAGAUGUCGCAUGCAUAAGGAUGCAACCAUCGAUAUCCAAUGCUACUUCCAAAUACACGUGGCCGACAAAUCUCUGCUCGGCGCCGUCAUCUUCGAGACGAUAUGGGGAGCACGUACCUUUGCGUUGUUCUGGUCGAUGAAUAAAAUAUUGUCGAAUCUAUUCCGCGUUCUUUUCGUUUUCUUUUUCCGAUACCAGAAGCGUUUCCCAAUAAAGCUGCUUCAU
This is a messenger RNA of Mesorhabditis spiculigera, 639 nucleotides long. Lineage: Eukaryota; Metazoa; Nematoda; Chromadorea; Rhabditida; Rhabditidae. The record is from the annotation of a GenBank genome assembly.